CGACAAAUGACAUAAUUAUUUCGUUUGCUAACACUAUAAACAUUACUACCAUAAAGUGGAUACGUAAGUGUCGCAAAAAUCCAACAUGGCGACUGCAAUGACAGGACGUGGUAUGGCGUUUAUUAGGAACAUAUCCGGGUUGCUUAAUUUAAGGCUACAAGUUCUGGCCGGUGGCCCUCAGCAACUCUCGUGUCUCCACACCAGCGCUUCACUGGAAAACAAAAACUGGGAGAGGAAGAACCUGAAAGUGUAUCCCCCACAGUUGCCGGACGAGCCUCGCAGACCAGCAGAGAUCUACCACAGCAGGCGGCAGAUAAAAUACAGCAAAGAUAAGAUGUGGUAUCUGGCCAAGCUGAUUAGAGGGAUGAGCAUUGAUGAGGCCAUUGCACAACUGGAGUUCAACGACAAGAAAGGGGCAAAAAUCAUAAAAGAGGUCCUUCUUGAGGCUCAAGAGAUGGCAGUGAAGCGUCACAAUGUCGAGUUCAAGUCCAACCUGUAUGUAGCGGAGUCCCUCUCCGGAAAAGGGAAGUACCUGAAGCGGAUCCGUUACCACGGCAGAGGAAUGUUUGGCAUCAUGGACAUAGUUUACUCUCACUACUUCGUCAAGCUGGUGGAGGGCGCGCCUCCUAAAGUAGAGGAGACUACGAGCUUCGACCAGGCCAAGGAAUACGUCCAGGGCCUCAAGAACCGAACCAUCAUCCACAGUCUCUAGACACAAUAUCUGUAUUUCUGUUUUUUCAAUCUAACCCUGAACAUUUUAUGUGUAUGUGUCUUUUGAGAUUUGUAAAUAAAUACAUGACUGAAUUAUAA
Mugil cephalus (flathead mullet) is the source of this 810-nucleotide messenger RNA. It is a transcript of the gene mrpl22, whose product is annotated as mitochondrial ribosomal protein L22. The record is from RefSeq and is a predicted model, not a curated record. Gene Ontology annotation, molecular function: structural constituent of ribosome. The transcript is spliced from 7 exons. Gene Ontology annotation, cellular component: mitochondrial large ribosomal subunit; ribosome. Gene Ontology annotation, biological process: translation; ribosome assembly. Bases 86 to 712 code for a protein of 208 amino acids. Lineage: Eukaryota; Metazoa; Chordata; Actinopteri; Mugiliformes; Mugilidae.